UGGUCAUUCAUUCCCUUAAAAUUCUGUAGUAUUCAGCAGAGCAUAUUCUCCCUCUCUAACUCUCCCCUUUUCACUUCCCUUUCUAUCCUCUUCGUUUUCUUCAUUCUGAAUCGUACAGAAGAAAAUUUGGUGGUUUUUUCGCUUCUACACUGCUCGAAUUAUGGAUCUAUUGUGCUUGCAUGUCAAAAACAACGGCUUUCCGCUAAGGAAUUCGUUAAUCGAGAAACCCAUUUACUGGAAUUCCAGAAACUGUUCAAUGGCUGUUGAAAUUAGGGUUUCCAGGAAAGAAUCUUUGUCGAAUUGCUGUGGGUAUCGAUCGAUUACAGUCAGAUCCAUGGGCAAGAAGAAUUCCGGAAGUUCUAAUGGCUCCAAUUCUAAUUCAUCGUCUCCCAGUUCUGGGAAUAGCGAUCAAUCAAAAGCUGGCGAUGGUCUAAAAGGCAAUAAUCCUCUUGGUGGCCACAAGUCUGGUGACACCAGCUCACCAAAAUCAAAGAAUAAACCCUUGGAUUGGAGGGAGUUUAGAUCAAUGCUCUACAUCAAUGAGAAGGCUGAAAAUGCAGAAUCUAAUCAUGACCAAGAUAAAAUUGCUCCACCAUCAGAAUCUCUCCCCCUGAAGUGGGCACACCCUAUUUCAGCACCUGAGAAUGGUUCUAUCCUUGUUGCCACAGGAAAGCUCGACGGAGUUCGCACCUUUGAGAGAACCGUGGUUCUUCUCCUCAGAUCUGGAACGAGGAACCCACAGGAGGGGCCAUUUGGGAUCGUCUUAAACCGACCACUUAACAAGAAGAUGAAGCAUAUGAAUCCCACCAAUGCUGAGUUGGCAACUACAUUUGCUGAUUGUGCUUUGAACUUUGGUGGACCCCUUGAUGCAAGUAUGUUCCUGCUAAGAGGUAUGGGAACCCGUGGACUUGCUGCUUUUGAGGAGGUCAUUCCUGGGGUCUACUUUGGCUCCCGUAACAGUUUGGCUGAAGCUGCAGCAUUGGUGAAGAAUGGGACAGUUAAGCCACAAGAAUUGAGAUUCUUCAUGGGAUAUGCAGGGUGGCAAAUGGACCAAUUGAUAGAAGAGAUUGAAUCCGAAUACUGGUAUGUUGCUGCUUGUAGUACCAACUUGAUCUUUGGGGAUUCACAAUCCCACAGUUUGUGGGAAGAGAUUCUGCAACUAAUGGGAGGCCACUACUCUGAAUUGAGCCGCAAGCCUAAGCAUGAUAUCUAGCUCAUCCUAAACCUCCUUUAACAUAAAAUUGACUCCAGCAUGUAUGGAAAGAUCGCCCUAAAUGUACAGGUAUUAAACAUAUAAGUAGAUAUUCUUCUUCUUUUUUCCUUUCUUUUUCUAUGUGUGCAAUGGUUAGAUGUUAAUUGUCCAUGAAGCACAAUAAGUCAAACAACCUUUGUAUUGAUGACAUUUAUUCAAGCUGCUGCAUCUUAUGUUUCUCUUAUAUUAUAUCUAUAUAAACUUUGCUUUGCAUA
Molecule: messenger RNA, 1467 nt
Organism: Salvia splendens (bonfire salvia)
Lineage: Eukaryota; Viridiplantae; Streptophyta; Magnoliopsida; Lamiales; Lamiaceae
Product: UPF0301 protein CCA_00630
Exons: 3
Coding region: 161-1213 (350 amino acids)
Source: RefSeq, a predicted model, not a curated record